This is a messenger RNA of Carcharodon carcharias (great white shark), 7270 nucleotides long. Its product is annotated as disabled homolog 2-interacting protein-like. Bases 107 to 3673 code for a protein of 1188 amino acids. NCBI's taxonomy places the organism in Eukaryota, Metazoa, Chordata, Chondrichthyes, Lamniformes, Lamnidae. Gene Ontology annotation, biological process: regulation of GTPase activity. The transcript is spliced from 16 exons. The record is from RefSeq and is a predicted model, not a curated record.
CUUUAAAAAAGUUUAGUUAUAAAUAUUGCUGUGUGCAUUCACCAUAAUGAAGGACUUUUAGCAAUCAGAAGUUUGAUUUGUACAGAUUGAAGAAAUUACUGACAAAAUGUCAGUUAACAGCAGAAAAACCUCGGCACGUCCAUCCUAUUACUACAGACUGUUGGGCAGGUCACGUCUUCAGAGACAACGCAGUCGUUCCAGGAGUCGCAACAGGCCAGGCAACAGGGAUUCUCCAAUUGAGAGACCAGGCCGGAGACGCAGCAUGCCUGGGAGUGCUCCAGAGGACAACCCUGCAGUGGAACCACCCACUUCUGCGCCCUUUCGUGUGACGGGGUUCCUGAGCCGUCGACUGAAAGGCUCCAUCAAAAGGACAAAGAGCCAGCCCAAGCUCGACAGGAACAGCAGUUUCCGGCACAUCUUACCUGGAUUUAGGAGCGUGGAGAAUGAAAGAUCACGUCUAAUGCCGAGGUUGAAAGAAUCACGUUCGCACGAGUCUUUGCUCAGUCCUAGUAGUGCUGUGGAGGCACUGGAUCUCAGUAUGGAGGAAGAAGUAAUGAUUAAAUCUGUUCACAGCAGUAUUCUGGGACAAGACUACUGUUUUGAGGUGACAACUUCAACAGGCAGCAAGUGCUUUUCAUGUCGUUCAGUAGCAGAAAGAGAUAAGUGGAUGGAAAAUCUACGGCGUGCAGUACAGCCAAAUAAGGACAACAGUAGACGAGUAGAGAAUCUGCUCAAACUGUGGAUUAUUGAAGCCAAGGAUCUGCCAGCCAAGAAAAAAUACUUCUGUGAACUCUGCCUCGAUGAUACACUAUUUGCACGGACUACCUGCAAGCUGAAAACGGACAAUGUUUUCUGGGGAGAGCACUUUGAGUUUAGCAACCUGCCCGCAGUAAGAAAUAUUACAGUGCACUUGUACAAAGAGACUGAUAAAAAGAAAAAGAAAGAUAAGAAUAACUACGUGGGUCUGGUGAACAUUCCUAUUGCAACGGUGACAGGGCGACAGUUCCUGGAGAAGUGGUAUCCUGUGAGCAUGCCCAAUCCAAGCAAGGGCAAAUCAGUGGGACCAAUGAUUAGAAUCAAAGCUCGCUAUCAGAGCAUGAGCAUUCUUCCAAUGGAGCUCUACAAAGAGUUUGCUGAGUAUAUUACAAAUAAUUAUAUGCUGCUGUGCUCUGUGCUGGAGCCUGUAUUGAGCGUUAAGAGUAAGGAGGAGAUGGCUUGUGCAUUAGUGCACAUUCUGCAAAGCACUGGGAAGGCCAAGGAUUUCUUGACAGAUUUGAUGAUGUCUGAAGUUGAUCGUUGUGGUGAAAACGAACACCUAAUUUUUCGGGAGAACACCUUAGCAACCAAGGCAAUAGAGGAGUAUCUGAAGUUGGUUGGCCAGAAGUAUCUACAAGAUGCACUUGGAGAGUUCAUCAAGGCUCUCUAUGAAUCAGAUGAGAAUUGUGAGGUGGAUCCGAACAAAUGCUCAUCAGGAGACCUUGCUGAGCAUCAGAGCAAUCUGAAAAUGUGCUGCGAGUUGGCGUUUUGCAAGAUCAUUAACUCAUACUGCGUAUUUCCACGAGAACUAAAGGAAGUGUUUGCAUCGUGGAGACAAGAGUGCAGCAACCGAGGGCGACCUGACAUCAGUGAGAGAUUAAUCAGUGCUUCCCUCUUCUUGCGGUUCCUUUGUCCUGCCAUUAUGUCCCCUUCUCUCUUCAACCUCCUGCAGGAAUACCCAGAUGACCGCACAGCACGCACUUUGACUUUAAUUGCCAAGGUUACCCAGAACUUAGCUAAUUUUGCCAAGUUUGGUAGCAAGGAAGAAUAUAUGUCCUUCAUGAAUCAGUUCCUUGAGCAUGAGUGGACCAACAUGCAGCGAUUCUUAUUGGAAAUUUCCAAUCCAGAAACCAUUUCAAACACAGCAGGAUUUGAGGGGUACAUUGAUCUGGGCCGAGAACUCUCCACCCUGCAUUCGCUGCUCUGGGAAGUGGUUUCGCAAAUGGAGCAGGCAACUUCAACAAAGCUUGGCCCCUUGCCUCGCAUUUUAAGAGACGUCAACACCGUGUUGACCAAUCCAGGAGCUGUACCUGUGCCAACGACCUCUGACCCAUGCACCUCAACACCAAAUCCCCCUAACAGCAGCAUAUCCUCAGGGCUGCAGAAGAUGGUGAUAGAUAAUGAUUUUAGUGGUUUAUUAGACUGUACAAGGUUACCCUCCCCUACCCCAGAAAACAAGGACUUGUUUUUUGUCACAAGGUCCUCUGCAGUACAGCCGUCCCCUGCUCGCAGCUCAAGCUAUUCUGAAGCCAACGAAGCAGAGCAACAAAUGCCAAAUGGCAAUAAAAGUAUUUCAAUGGUUGAUUUGCAAGAGAAUCGCAGUUUGGACAGUACGAUAAGUGCUCCCAAUACAGGUGAUUCCCUAAAUGACAGCCAAGGAUCCAGUGGGCAUUUACAGGCAAUGUGGCCUCCAAGACCACCACAGAGUGCAGCAUCAAGUGGGCCUGGGCCUGGGCCUGGGCCUGGGAAUGUCGGCCGAAAGCCUGGACAAACAGCGAGCACCCCUAAUGUGGAUGGCACACCAGGAAGACCACAACUUCUGGCACCAUUAUCUUUUCAAAACCCAGUGUAUCAGAUGGCAGCAGGUAUUCCAGUUUCACCGCGUGGAGUGGCAGACUCAGGAUCAGAAUGUCACAGCUCUAUUAGUUCACACAGCAAUAAUGAAGAACUGGCGGCCAAUAAACCCACUUUUCAUAGCCAUACAAGCACAGAAGACUUUACCAGGCGUUCUGGGGAAUUCACAAGACGACAACUUUCCCUAACAGAAAAGAUACCCCAGACUUCAGUACCACGUCAGAACAGUGCAGGCCCACAGCGCCGAAUAGACCAACCUCCACCGGCAGCUAGAGGUAGGACACCACCAGCCUUAUUAUUCAACCCCCCUCAGUAUCCAAGGCCUUCCAGCGGAGGUAUUACACCAUCCUCAUCAGAAUGGCCAAGCACUGGGACAAAGCUGCGACAGCAAUCAUCAUCGUCUAAAGGAGAUAGUCCUGAAAUGAAACAACGCACAGUGCAUAAACAGGCCCCUUCACCUGCGAAUGCCUUGUCCUCAGUGGACCGCACUGCAGCAUGGCUGAUGAAUAUGAACAUGCAGUUCAUAGAUGAUGAAACAGUGGACCCAGGCUCUAAGCGCAGGGACGAUGUCAGACCUAAAGAGGAACUUAGCCAGAUAGAGAAGUAUCAGCAGGAGAUCGCCAUACUUCAAGAUAAACUGAGGGCGUCUAAUCGGAAGCUGGAGGAGUAUGAGGUACAUUUAAAGAACCAAGAAGAACAAGCACAAAAGAUGAUGCUGGAAUAUCAAGCCAGGCUGGAGGAGGGUGAGGAACGACUUCGUAGACAACAAGAAGACAAGGAUGUACAGAUGAAAGGCAUUAUCAGCAGAUUAAUGGCUGUUGAAGAUGAGCUGAAGAAAGAUCAUGCAGAGAUGCAGGCAGCAGUAGACUCUAAGCAGAAGAUCAUUGAGGCACAGGAGAAACGCAUUGUUUCACUGGAUGCAGCUAAUGCCCGAUUGAUGAGCGCGCUGUCACAGUUGAAGGAGCGAUAUAGCAUGCAAAGCCGCAAUGGAAUCUCCCCGACCAAUCCCACCAAGCUGCAGAUCACUGAAAACGGGGAAUUCAGAAACAGCAGCAACUGCUAAUUUGGUGAUCCAUAUCUACAAAAGAAAUUAGCAUAUACCCUGAGUGCUUACAACACAAGAUGUAUUAAAGCACAGGCAUCAGCUAGAGCAACAGAGAAACUUACGUCCAAAUAUCUUUUGAUCAAAUUUGUGUUUUGUUUAUAAAAAGUACAUUUAAAUGGCCACCUGGAGUCACAAAGAAGCAUGUUAUUAAGGGAAAAGAAAAGUAAUAAGCCUUGGAAAGUUUUCAGUCAAGCACCUUUUACUGGAGUGCGAUAGAAUACAUAUAGUAAAGAACACUUGGGUGCUGAAUCUCAACUAAAGUGUGCAGUCGGAUUUUGAUGAUGACAUAAUGGUAACCAUAAAGCAGUGCUGAGAAAUUUUGUUUUCCACUGAUGCAGGUUCUUUUGGUUACUCCUGGGCCACUCCACAUUAAGUACUAACUAUAAUAUCCUCAAUGUCAAGUGGGUCCAUUGACAGUCAACUUACGUUGUAAAUACCUCUUGAGUAGAAACUGGGGAUGUUUGGUUAUUGCUUUAUUUCCACCAGAAUCGAGUAUACAGACCUAACAAUACACCAGUUUUGUACAAGCUACAGUACUCUUUCCCGUUGUUAUGCAUACACUGACUUACUGAUCAUUAGCAUUUUCCGAUUUUGAAUUCCCAUGUACUUCAGCAGCAGUUUGUAUCCCAGAUGGAUAUGUAAGAGAAAGAAUAUCUGUCAUUUGCUGUUGACAGUUCUCCAGCUCAGUGUCUAUAUUACUUUUACCAUACACAUGAAAUUGUUUUUGGGAAUACAAUUUUCCUAUUUUGAAACCUUUUAUAAGAAAAUGCUACUUCUUAACAACUCGUGGAAAUGUGCGGAUUCAUACACAGUCUGCUAUCUGGAUCGCAUUACUCAGCAUGUCCAAGCAGGUAAAGCCAUCUUCUGUCUUAGAGAAAAAAUGCUUUGAGGGCUUGAAACUACUACAGGAAAGUGACUAAAGUGAUAUCAGAGAGUGAGGAUUGCACUGGGAGUACCUCAUCGAAUAACUUAUUUACUGAGAAAACCUGUCUACAAAAUGAUUCUUUGACUCAGUAAUCAGCAGUGAUAUGAAAUACUGCUCAUGAAUCAAAGUGAUAUAUAAAAGAAGCAGAUGGCAGGCUUGUAUUCACCGUAAGUAUGUGAUUCACUACUUUUGGAUGCAUUUGAUACAUAUUUAUCUUCUCAGUUAUCUUGAGUCGACUUGAUAAGCUGAUAUUUCUUUCAUCUGUGCACCAUUUGCUUUUACAUUUCCUUUUACCAUCAAGGUUUUCCUGCACAAAUUGAUGCAUUUGUUUGGUGCAUUUUAUCUUCCAUAUUCUGCUGCUUCCAUGGAAACAGAUGGACUUGGCCACUGCUGCUUCAAAAAAAAAUCUGAUUUUAAAACGAAACCUUUAAAACUAUACAGUAAGAAUAGUUCUAUUAAAUUUAUACCUAUGCGUGUUUGUGAGGGUAUUUAAAAAAAAACCCAAGAGAAAGAGUGACUUUCUUCCCGAUUUUUAUUUUUAACCGUGACUCAGUUUUUUGCAUCUGUAGUGUGUUAAAAUUCUGUGCAUCCAACAUAAACUGUAUAUAGUUAACAUCUGUUUCUGGUACUGCUUGUCUCAAAGUCGCAGCAGAGUGACUGCAUCUUUAACUGCUGUUUAUGUUGUUAAAAAUGUGUCUGAUAAAAGCCAGUGGUGGCAAAUUAAAACCACUUUAUAUAGGCAAACAAAAUCACUGUGUGAUUGCAAUCUGUGGUUCUGUAGUUCUCAAGGCCAUUUGUUAUACUUAUUGACUUUUCAGAUUUGCAGCAUCUUAAGUUGCGUUUGUAUUUAGCUACACUGACAUAUGACAAGUAUCAUGACUGCACCAGUGAUUCAGCAUAAUAAGCCAACUAGCCAGCUCACAGUGGUUUCACAGAAAAGGGGAAUGGUUUUGUAUACUGAUUUAGGCUUACGGGGGUAACAAUAUCACAACGUCCUGUAAUUCUACACAUUAGCUAAACUAAGCUGGGCCAUACAUCCUAUGUCAUCAUAUAUAAUAGCAUAAACAGGAAGUCACUGUCAAAUGGAGAUGUAAAGCAGCUUUCUAAAUGCACUGCUAAACCGAAAAGUCUAUUCCUUGCCAAUAUCCAUGCAGCUUUAUGCAUUAUUACAAUUAAACAAUGUCAAUGUCAGCCUUCCAUAGGAUUUUUAAAUUUUGUUGCAGGUUUGUAAUUGUAGUUUUAAAAGUCUUUUAAAUUUCAUUUUUAAGUGCAUGUAAAAUAUUCUGUGGAUCCCUAAAAAACAUGUUUACAAUUUGAAUUAAACUGCACAUUGUUAAUUUUAUUUCUUUUAUAAACUGUGAAAGCCAUUAAAGUAAAUAAUUUCUCUAUGUAAAAGCCACUCCAUAGUUCUUAGAAUUUUUCUUAGUUUACUGCACAGGCUUUAAGGGGUUUAUCAGGGUGUCCUUGAAGUCACCAAUUUUCUGUAGCUUCUGCAGUCAUUGACACUCAUUUUGCUGUAUAUUACUAAUAACAUUGGUUUUCUUUGGGUAGCUGACACUGUCUUUAGAACGGAGCCCUGGGGAUUAUUAACAUUUGCAAAGGGUCCCGGUGUGUAUAUCAUUGUCUGCAGGGGGCUCCCUAAAUAAAUAAAGUUAGAAACCACAUAUGUGCUAAACUUGUGUGCAUUCAAAUUGCUUUGGAAAUGCACCAUAUUUAGUAUUACAAGAACAAGUAUGCGUAUAAACAAUUUUCUGCACUGUAACAUUAUUUUCACCAAAUACUCACUGCGAAAAGCCAAAAUGUUUGAAGUGCAGGUUUUAAUUUCUUCUAAAAAUAAUGUACAUAUUUAGAAGAUUCUGUCAACCUCCUAGACUCCAAGAUGCCAAUGGUCUCAUGGUCUGCAGCAUUUUCUUCAGAUAGAAGCUUUCCUAACAAGAUGGCACUGUUUAGUCUCCUCAAAUGGAGCAUUAUGCCAAAGAUUUUGCAUCCAUUAGCAUCUUGGGAUACUUCAGAUUUAUUAAUUUCCGAUGGCAGUUUUUAGCCUGAAAUCUGUGAACUGCAACUCAUUGAGCUAUUCCCAGUGUAAAAAAUUGGGCAGAAAUCCUACAAUUAAUUGGAAUUGAACGCUGUGCUAUUGGCUGUGUCUGCAAUGUUGGAAUGAAAAAAUAUACAGGAAUAGGUUAUUUCAAAAAGUACUUGUUUUGCUUUAGCAUCAAAAAGCUAAAAAUUCUAUGUUGGACAUUGUUUUCAACAUUCUUUCCAGAACCUAAAUUAAAAAUGCGAUUGUACUAUCACAGAAUAUGUGGCAUGCGCCUGAUUCUUUAAUUUGCUGCAAACAAAUCAGAACUUAAAAUAAUUCAAAUUAUUCUCUAUAACUUUGUCCUUAAAUACUGUGUUUAAGGACAUACCUCCAAUUAACUGGUGCCUACUGAUACUUGUCCCUGAAAAGCUGUUGUACGUUUUAUAUCCUUACACUUUUGUAAGUAUGUUUAAAGUUUAAAGUAUUUGCUGGACUCACUUCAGCUUACUUAACCUGUAAUAAUGUACAGAGAAGUUGGUUGUGUUAAAAAUAUGUGGCUGUGCAAUUUAUGUACAUUUGCAACUAGACUUAUUAAAGUUUUAUUUAGCUA